UGAUAUACUAACAAUAUUUUUUAUAUUAGGUAUGUGAUAUAAACUUGCAUCAUGGAAGAAGAUUUAAAAACUAAUUUUAUUCAUAAAAAAAUUAAAGAGCAAGUGAUAAAUAAACAACUAAAGAUGAACGAAAAUGAGCAAAAAUCUCUUCAGAUUAUUGAUGAAAUAACUAAAAUAAAAAAGCAAAUAAAGGAGGAUGAAGUAGCCAUGGAAUAUUUAAUCAAAUCUAUAGCAGAUGUUAAUAAACAGAUCGAUAUGUAUAAUACUGAAAUUUCGUCGGCCAAAGAUCAAAAACAUAAUUUAUUCAACAAACUUAAAAAAUUGAUGAAGGAAGAACAGUUAUAUCUCUACAACGAAAAAAAAUAAAAUUUCAAAUUUAUUUUUUUUUUGUGGCAAAAUGUUUAAUUUAUUUACGUACAAUAAUUUUUAUUUAAAUAAUAUAUAAUAAUUUUUAAUUUAUAUAUUGCUAUAAUUUUUUUUUAUAUAAAAGAAAUAAAUUGACAGUAUAAAAUAUUAAUAUAUAUAAAAAAAGUGUAUUUAUUGGUCUCAUAGGAUUUUGUUCAUUUU
Molecule: messenger RNA, 567 nt
Organism: Gordionus sp. m RMFG-2023
Lineage: Eukaryota; Metazoa; Nematomorpha; Gordioida; Chordodea; Parachordodidae
Exons: 3
Coding region: 52-366 (104 amino acids)
Source: RefSeq, a predicted model, not a curated record